AUGUCAGGUUUUCUUCAAAGUCAAUUGUUACCAGCAAAACAGGUGGCACAACUCCUCGCUGACGAUUAUCAUAACUUUAAGAUUGACCAUGAUCCUUCCAUUCAAAAGUAUUUGUUUUCAAAGGUUAAGUUGUUUGGGGUCACGAACACCAAUCUAUGCUUUGGAGAUGGAUCUAACAACCAAAUGUUUGCAUACAGUGUCAAUGCUGACAAUUCGAUCGUGUGGGGUGCCAAACUUCAACAAAGUACUCGUUUUAUUAUUUCGAAAGCAAACAAUGAGACUGGUGAAGUGUACUAUGAUCAAGUACUGACAAAUGUUUCUUAUGUCAUCAGUAAUGCGGACUAUUAUAAGGAAUCUAUUCGUAUCACACAGGAGUAUCCACAUGGAGCUUUUGGUGCCCCUUACAAAGUUCUUGGAGGACCACAAUCCACUUUUUUCCGUUCCAGUUUUCAAUCGAACAGAUUUGUUGAAUGGAAUCAAGAAUCGAUCUUAACAAAAGGUUAUGUCAUUAUCUCAGAAUUUGCCAAUAACUUUGUGAUUGGAAGUAACCUUGAAAUUGAAGGUAUUGACGCCAAACGUGUGAAAGCCACAGACAUUACCACCCGAAAUGCUGGCACUGUCAUGAACAUGCUGUUACAACAAACUGGAGACUCUUUGGAUCCGUUCAUUCUCAACAUUGAAAGUAAUGGAAUCAAUUACUUGGUCUCAUCUACACCUUUCGUUUACACCAAUUUGAAAUGGCGAAUGACACUUGUUUUUGAAGAGAAUGAAAUCAAGAAGGGCAUUAUCAUAAGUAGUUACGUCAUUCUCGGAGUGACUUUAGGAGUGACCGGAUUGGGCAUCUUGAUGAGCGUUGUGAUAGGUUGGAUGGUUACAAAUCCAUUCAUCCAUCUUCAGGAAGAUUUUAAAAAGAUUGAAGUGCUCGAUUUGGCCAACAUUAAAGAAAGAAGUGCGUUCUUUAGUGAAGAGAAAAGUAUCUAUUCAAGUUUGACCGAGACAGUGAGAUGGUUGAGUGAAUUUAGAGCCUUCUUGCCAGACUCUGUGUUAAAUCAGCUUGAGAAUAACAAGGAACAGAAAAAUCAAGAUUCUAGACCAGAAUCAAGCAAGAAAGACGUCAAAGUUCAACUGACUCAAGAAAUGUCAUUUCAAAAUUCCAAAUCCUUUUUCAAGAUUGGACUUUCAUCAAAAGAUCUGGUCACACUUGUCCACAUUUCCAUUCCAAAUUUAUCAGAAAAGAAUUAUCCAUUCGAUGCCUUGAACAAUGUCACAUCCAAAUGUUUGACAUCUGUUUCGAAUAUUUGUAAAACAUGUCGUGCAGAUGUACAAAUUAAGAGUUAUGACGAAUAUGUGGUUAUAUUUAAUGACAAGUUUCCCUGCAUAACAGCACUUGAAACUUGUUUGAAGUUGAAGAUGGCAUUAGAAUCAUUGAACAAUCAUCUCACAAAGGAAGGAUUGAAUCCAUUGCAAGUGUGUAUGGGAGUUUCAAGUGGAGAGUGUCUCAUCGGUAAUAUUGGAAAUAAGCACCUCACCAAGGAUUCUUUUGUGUUUCGACCAGUUGAAAGAAUUAUGAGUUCAUCCAAGAAAAGUAUCGACACUGUAUAUCAACUCAUUCAGAAAAACCAUGUGGCAGAAGAUGAAUGGAUGUAUGAACUUGAAACCAAGCAACAUCAUGCUAAAUUUGAACUAUUUGGCACCCAUUUCUUUAAAUUAUUUGAUGACCCUCUUUUGGAUAAAGAGGAGGCCAAUCAUGUGAAGAACUUCAUGUCCAACAUGUUUGAACUGUCUCCUGGAGAUGUGGUGCUUCAAAGAAUCAACAAAUUGAUUGAACUGAGCUCCACAAACAAAGGUGGUCAAAUGAAUCCCUUAUCGAGUUAUUAUACAAAUAUUUCAACAAAUGUCACAAGUUAUGUCCAGGGAGAGGUCGCUCAGCUUGAUUGUGGCUGUUGA
Messenger RNA from Naegleria fowleri, 1947 nucleotides. RefSeq lists its product as uncharacterized. Lineage: Eukaryota; Heterolobosea; Eutetramitea; Acrasida; Naegleriidae. Gene Ontology annotation, biological process: cyclic nucleotide biosynthetic process; intracellular signal transduction. The record is from RefSeq and is a predicted model, not a curated record. The transcript has 4 exons. Bases 1 to 1947 code for a protein of 648 amino acids.